AGCAUCUAAUUUCAUCCGUGAAGACUCUCAAGCGCCUGUUCAGGGCUAUUGCUGGAAUACACGUUAUGAGUUGAUGUUGAUGAUGGGCUUGUUUGUUAAAAACAACCUGUUGAAAGUGUUUCUCCAUGAUCCUGCCUCCUGGUAAAUGUUUAUGGGAGAUAUUAUUUCGCCGCUCGGUUGCCAUGGCAGAAGAAAGGGAAGGAGUCUGAAGCGAGCGGUGUCAACUUUUAUUCACAUGGCGUUUUUCUCGUUCUUGAACGCAGUCUGCAUGUAAAUGUAGUGGAGAUAAGCAGCUUCACAUCACAUUCACAGUGAGGAGGAACUCCAGGACAGUUUGACGACGCGGGACAUCGAGUGAAUAACGGGAGAAGAUCAAAACAACAACGAGGCCACCGAAGAGGCCGUGUCCUUGGGCAAAGCAACACUAAUUUAUAACAUUCUCCUUUGCUUUUGUUUGACAGACAGCCGCCAUCAUUCCGUGCUGCAAGGGCGACCCCAAAAUGUCUUCCAACGGGGAUCUGCAAGACGUUGGGAGCUGGGACAGCUUCUGGGAGCCUGGGAACUACAAGAGGACGGUUAAGCGCAUUGACGAUGGCUACAAGCUAUGCAACGAGCUGGUCAGCUGCUUCCAGGAGCGGGCCAAGAUUGAGAAAGGCUAUUCCCAGCAGCUGAGCGAUUGGGCAAGGAAAUGGAGGGGUAUUGUGGAGAAAGGCUCACAGUAUGGGACUCUGGAAAAGGCCUGGCAUGCUUUCAUGAAUGCGGCCGACAGACUGAGUGAGAUCCAUAUGGAACUGAAAGAGAAACUGGUUGUUGAGGACAGUGAAAAGAUUAGAAACUGGCAGAAGGACGCCUUCCACAAGCAAAUGAUUGGUGGAUUUCGUGAGACCAAAGACGCAGACGAAGGCUUCCGUAAGGCCCAGAAACCCUGGGUCCGAAAACUGAAGGAUGUGGAAUCUACCAAAAAAAGUUACCACCAAACCCGGAAGGAAGAGCGCACGGCAUUGACCCGUGAAACUCAUGCCAAGGCCGACACCACCAAAUCCCAAGAGGAGGUCCGCAAGUUCACAGAUCGCCUGGAGAAAUGCACCCAAGAGGCAGAGAAGGCUAAGGAACGCUACGAGAGAGCCCUGGACGAGCUGAAUCGAUGUAACCCACGUUACAUGGAGGACAUGGAGCAAGUGUUCGAAAUCACCCAGGAGGCCGAAAAGAAGAGGUUGCGCUUUUUUAAAGAAGUUCUUCAGGACAUACAUCAGCACAUGGACCUCUCCAACAAUGAUGGAUUCAAAGCCCUGUACCGAGACCUCGGCCAGACCAUCAGCGCAGCGAGCGACACGGAGGACCUCCGGUGGUGGAGGAACACCCACGGACCCGGCAUGAGCAUGAACUGGCCGCAGCUCGAGGAGUGGUCACCAGAAUCGCACCGAUCCAUCAGUCGAAAGGAAAGAAACAGUCAUGAUGACGUGGUCACUCUGACUAAUAUAGUCUCGGCGGGACACGAACCCCCUCAGAACCCAGAGGAAACUACACGGUGGCACGAGUCGGACUGCUAUUACGAGAACCUAAGUGGCUAUGCACCGGCGGGGAAAGACUACUCCUCGGACUGGUCUGAUGACGAGAGCCCCAAAAAAUACAUCGCAACCAACGGGGUGGAGGAGGAGGAGAAGGUAGUCGGGGUUCGUGUUAGAGCGCUGUAUGAUUACACAGGGCAGGAGGCUGAUGAGCUGAGCUUUAAAGCAGGUGAAGAGUUAAUGAAGCUGGGCGAGGAGGACGAGCAGGGCUGGUGUAAAGGACAGCUGUCCAGCGGAGAGACGGGUCUCUAUCCUGCAAACUACGUCCAAAUCCUCUCGUCCUGAGAGCCCGUCUGCCUCGGGCCGGACACACACACUUAUCUGAGGCAGUCAUGAGGUGGAGUCACACCGAACCACGGAGCGAAUGCCCCGACACGCCAGAACAUUAGAGAGGAGCGAGUUCAGUGAUUGAGUUUUGAUUUUUGCUGACACACUAGAGGACUUUGAGAAUAGCUAGCGGCCCUUCGUCCUCGGGCCUCGAGAAAGAUCAGUGCCUUUAUUGUACAAUGCCAGAGACAUGAAUGCAGGACACAUCUACUGUCUGAGGGAAAUCUGCCACGUGUGAAUCACCACUGUUGGACUGUUUUGGACCUUUUGUCAUCGCAGUCCUCUUAUUAUUUUAGUACUUCACAUUUUCAGAUAUGUAUCAGAAUCAUUUCAAGUAUUCGAUCAAAUCUUCAACUAUGUUCAGGUUCAUGAGAAGUGUGUUAGUGUGUGGAUAUAUUUUGUAUGAUAUGUUUAGAUGGUUCUAGUUUAACUGAACAUUUCUUUGCCUGUAGUUCAGAAGUGAAGGAUUCUUCAUUGCAUAUUUACGUUUUCACAAAGAUAUAUGGAUUUAUAAUAUUCAAAGUAUCACUGGGCGGAUCUUCAUUCUUGAGAAUCUAAAAUCUAGUCAGUGGGAUCAUUUUACUUUUUUAAUUCAUCUUUUUGUUUUAUUUGGAGCGCAAGAUUGUUUCUGUUGUUAAAUGAUAUAAAGGAUCAGAGAGGGCAAAACCUCCAGGCUUCUUGUGUGUUUGUGUGUGUGUGUGUGUGUGUGUGAGCGGUCAUGAGAAAUAUGCCCAUUUCCACACGCUCUGCCUCCAAUAAACAUGGUUUUACAUCAAACUACUGUAACAGCCAAUACUAAUCAAUGUAAAAAAAUCAAAUAAAAAAUCAAAUAAACGUGAGAUUCUGAUCUUUGUA
Messenger RNA from Pimephales promelas (fathead minnow), 2750 nucleotides. RefSeq names its product protein kinase C and casein kinase substrate in neurons 3 (gene pacsin3). Gene Ontology annotation, biological process: plasma membrane tubulation; regulation of endocytosis; cytoskeleton organization. Gene Ontology annotation, molecular function: phospholipid binding; protein binding. Lineage: Eukaryota; Metazoa; Chordata; Actinopteri; Cypriniformes; Leuciscidae. The record is from RefSeq and is a predicted model, not a curated record. Gene Ontology annotation, cellular component: plasma membrane; cytoplasm; endosome.